This is a messenger RNA of Pichia membranifaciens NRRL Y-2026, 822 nucleotides long. RefSeq lists its product as hypothetical. The transcript has a single exon. Gene Ontology annotation, biological process: proteasome-mediated ubiquitin-dependent protein catabolic process. The record is from RefSeq and is a predicted model, not a curated record. Gene Ontology annotation, cellular component: proteasome regulatory particle; proteasome regulatory particle, lid subcomplex; nucleus. Bases 1 to 822 code for a protein of 273 amino acids. NCBI's taxonomy places the organism in Eukaryota, Fungi, Ascomycota, Pichiomycetes, Pichiales, Pichiaceae.
AUGUCUUUAGAACAGCUCACUGCAAAACUUACCGAGAAUUUCGGCAAGGAAGACUAUGAAUCCUGUCUCAAGUUGCUCACUCCGAUAAAGAUACAACUCAUUGAACACAACCUUUUUGUCCCCAGUGUACAGAGUAGCGUCAAUCCUAAUGAUUUGUUAAUUACAAGAUCGAUUUUAGAAAUAGGAGCCUUAGUGUCCAUUAAUUUGGUACAGAUGCAGGAGUUUUCUAACUACAUUGUGCAAUUGAAACCAUUCUACGACCUCGAACAUAUCAAGACUGAAAGUAAUCAAAAGAAUAAGCUAUUGAGUUUGUACUUGCUACUUCUUUUGACCCAAGGUGACUUGGCCAUGUUCCACAUUGAGUUAGAAAAUUUCCAGAAUCACAAGAUGAGCGUCGAUGAAUUAGAGAAAGAUGAAUUUUUGUCCAUCCCGAUCAAGUUUGAGAAAUGGAUCAUCGACGGAGACUUCAAUAAAGUAUACGAAACGUUGUCUUCAAAACACAAAUUUCCAUGUAAAGAGUUCAAUCUUUUUGAAGACCAAUUGUUGAACUCGAUUAGAUUAAAUAUAGCCAACGACUUGGAGAAAGUGUAUAAGCAACUUCCUAUUGAGAACUUAAAACUACUCUUGUUUUUGAAAGAAAUAACAGAGACGCAGGAAUUUAUUGACAACUUUGAUUGGAAGUUGUCAAACGGCAUUGUCGAUUUCCGUAAGAAGGAACAGACCAUAGGAGAGCAGGCCAACAUCAUCGAUGAGAUCAACGAUGAAAAGGCCAUCAUCAAAAACUCUUUUGUGUAUGCGACAGAAAUGGAAAGUAUUAUUUAG